Messenger RNA from Entrophospora candida, 708 nucleotides. NCBI's taxonomy places the organism in Eukaryota, Fungi, Glomeromycota, Glomeromycetes, Entrophosporales, Entrophosporaceae. The record is from the annotation of a GenBank genome assembly.
AUGGAUUUAAUUUCACAACAUGACGAUGAAGAGGGUUCUAAUGAGAAUUUAAUUCUUCAUCUUACAACAGAAUUUAAAAAGCCUUUUACAGGCUGGGACUUUUCAUAUCUUAAAGGUCGCAUGGAAGAAAAUUCCGGAUCUUUAGGUUGGAAUUAUGAAAAUACCGUGAGAAGUUUGUUACCACAUCAUAAAGGGCUUUUAGAUAUGGGAACUGGUAGUGGUGAAUUUCUUGCUUCUUUGAGUCCUUUACCUCCAGAUACAUGUGCAACAGAAGGUUGGGCUCCCAAUAUUGAUAUUGCAAGAAAACGUUUAAAACCUUUAGGAGUAACAGUUACAGUACAUAGGCUCCUUAAACAAAAUGGCAUAUUUGUGACACAACAAGUUGGAGAAAGGGAUAAUAUAGAAAUAAAUAAAUUAUUAGGUGCACCGGAACAUCUUGGUUAUCGUGAAUGGCAUUUAGAACAAGCUUGUAGUGAAAUGGUCAAGGCGGGAUUCACCAUACUUGAGAAACAAGAGGCUUUUAUAGAGACAAAAUUUUAUGAUGUUGGUGCAAUUGUUUACUAUUUAAGAGCUAUUCCAUGGCAAAUUGAGGAUUUUUCAGUGGAAAAGUAUUCUGAACAAUUGAUAAAUUUACAUCAUAAAAUUCAGAAUGAAGGUUACCUUUCUGUAGAAAGUCAUAGAUUUUUCAUAAUUGCAAGAAAAAUUUAA